Ctenocephalides felis (cat flea) is the source of this 842-nucleotide messenger RNA. Its product is annotated as chymotrypsin-1-like. Gene Ontology annotation, biological process: proteolysis. NCBI's taxonomy places the organism in Eukaryota, Metazoa, Arthropoda, Insecta, Siphonaptera, Pulicidae. Gene Ontology annotation, molecular function: serine-type endopeptidase activity. The transcript is spliced from 4 exons. The coding region runs from base 17 to 769 and encodes 250 amino acids. The record is from RefSeq and is a predicted model, not a curated record.
AGCAAUAAAUAAACAAAUGGAGAUGAAGAUUUUGUUUGUAAUUGGGGCUCUGAUUGGAGCCAGCGUGGGACUUCCAACUGACUCAAAUCGCAUUGUUAAUGGAAUUAAUGCCAAAAAUGGUUCUGCUCCAUAUAUGGCUUCCCUAAGAGAUAUUAAUGGAAACCAUUUCUGUGGAGCAUCGAUAUUGGAUGAACGCUGGAUUCUUACUGCUGCCCAUUGCCUUACUGACGGUCAUCUAGAUACAGUUUACGUUGGUUCAAAUCAUCUUUCUGGCGACGGAGAGUACUACAAUGUAGAAGAAGAAAUCAUCCAUGAUAAAUAUUUUGGUCAAAUAACCGGCUUUAAAAAUGAUAUUGCUCUCAUCAAAGUUUCUAGUGCUAUAAAACUAAGCAAAAAUGUUCGUCCUAUCAAAUUGCACAAAGAUUUUAUACGCGGAGGUGAAAAAUUAAAAAUUACUGGAUGGGGAUUGACCAAUCAAACUCAUGGUGAAGUUCCUGAUGCUCUCCAAGAGUUACAGGUAGAAGCACUUUCUAACUCUAAAUGCAAGGCAAUUACUGGUGUCCAUCUUCCUGCUCACCUCUGCACCUUCAAAGCACCUCAAAAGGGUGUAUGCAUGGGUGACUCUGGUGGUCCUCUGGUCUAUAAGGGCAAGCAAGUUGGAGUCACAUCUUUCGUCUGGGAAGGUUGUGCUUUGGGCAACCCUGAUUUCUUUACAAGAGUUUCGCUUUAUGUAGACUGGGUCAAAAAGAUGCAAAAAGAAUAUAAAUGAUAUGUUGAUUGUCACUAAAAUGCAUCGAUUUGGAUAAUUUGGUUGUGAAUAUAAUUUUAUUUCUAGCAUCAAA